CAUCGCCAUCGACGAAUCGCGGCUGAACAGCAUAAUGUACUGCUUGAUGCUACUAGUCAAGCGAUUCUUAUCUCUACGCGGAGCGAAGCAAGUUGUUCCCAUGGUGAUAAUGUGGGACAUCCUCCUCUCAAAUCGAUCCCAGUUACUCUUUUUUCACUGUUUUUCCUCUUCUGCAGCCGGCGUUCGAGACUCGGUGGAUGAACGCAUCUGGAGAGGAGAACCCAAUAUGAAAAGUAUUCUCCAUUUCUUCCUGAAAACGAAAGCCACUGAAGCUUCUGCGCGCUCAUGAUUCCGACGAAGUCAAAGGGUAAACCCCUUUAUUUAUUAAAGAUGAUCUAAGAAAAAAAUGGAAUGACACGUCUAAAAUAAUUGUCAAAUGCCCACCGAAUAUAUAUAUGUGUGUAUGGGAAUGCAUUUCGAAUAACCAAUUGGCAACUCAUCCUGUAAAGCCACCCUUCUUAGAUGAAGUUCGGGAAGGAGUUUUUGUCCCAAAUGGUGCCGGAAUGGCAGGAAGCGUACUUGGAUUACCAUAAUCUGAAAGCAAUUUUGAAAGAAGUAAGCAUAUCUAGGCAGCCAAAAGCUCCGGAUGCCUCAGGAAAGCUAAAGAGAAAGAUGUCAUUGUAUAGAGCUUUCAGUGGGCUUACAACGCAGAGGAAUUCUCCAAGGAAGCAGGAUGAUGCAAUCAUCACAAACAUAGUUCAUAAUGGUUCUGAAGAGAGCUAUCAGAGCAUGUUCUUUAUGUCAUCUGACCGAGGAGGUGGAAAUGAGGUGCUAUUCUUUAGGGAACUUGAUGCUGAGUUUAAUAAAGUGGUGAGGUUUUACAAGAAGAAUGUGGGGGAGCUGACGGUGGAGGCUGAGGAAUUGAGCAAACAGAUGGAUAUUUUGGUUGCUCUAAGGAUUAAGGUGGAGAAACCAGAUGUUGCUUCCAAUGAUGUCGAUGAACCUGUCGAUCUAGCAGGAGCUGCAGCUUCCUCAACUGUUAAUUCCAUCAAUGGAAGAAGUACAGAUUGUGUUUUAGAAGGACGGUCACGCUUCGAAAUAACUCAGGAAGUUGAGACGGUAGACGAGGAGAUGGAAGCAAAAGAGGGCAACAGUUACAGCAGGAAGGGGAGUAGGGGAACAACUCAAACCAUUCAAGAACACAGGCCAGCUUCAUUAGACUUGUUACCCCAUGUAAGGGUUAAUAUCGCUCCUGAAACACCAGUAUCAACCUUGAAAUACAUGGUUGCGAGUUCCAAAGCUGGGUUAUCAUAUAAGAAAACGGAGUUGAGGAAGUCAGAAGAAUUGGUGACUCGGGCCUUGAUUGAAUUUUACCAAAAGCUUCAAGUUCUAAAGGGUUACAGCUUCUUAAACAUUUUGGCUGUUUCGAAGAUCGUGAAGAAGUAUGAUAAGAUAACGUCACGUCGAGCGUCGAAGGUCUACUUAGAAAUGGUGGAUAAAUCUCCUCUUGGCAGCACUCUGGAGGUCACAAGGCUCAUAGAAAGAGUGGAGGCUGUUUUCAUUAAGCACUUUGCAAAUGGAAACCGAAGAAAAGGGAUGGACAUUCUGAGAAGAAAAAUCAGAAAGGAAAAACAUGGAAUUACGUUUUUCUCUGGGGUUUUCUUCGGCUGUGCCAUGGCACUUGUAGCGGCCAUUAUUGUAGUGAUACACCUAAGAAAUAUCUUUGAGAGCACAGGGCGCAGCCAGUACAUGGAUAACAUAUUUCCUCUGUAUAGCUUUUUUGGAUUCAUCAUCUUGCACCUGAUGAUGUACUCUGGAAAUAUAUACUUUUGGAGGCGUUACCGUGUCAAUUACUCAUUUAUGUUUGGCUUCAAGCAAGGGACAGAGUUGAGUCACCGGGAGGUCUUUUUUCUUAGUACAGGUCUUGCUGUGCUCACAUUGGCUUGUGUUCUCUCACAUUUGGACAUGGAGGUGGACCUGAAAACCAAAAGAUUUGAAGCUAUAACCGAGUCAAUUCCUCUAGCUCUACUCACUGUUCUUCUUCUUAUAAUAUUUUGUCCUUUUGAUAUCAUAUUCCGUUCCAGCCGCUUCUUCCUAAUUCGUAGUGCAUUUCAUCUGGUCUGUACACCGUUCUACAAGGUUACACUCGAAGACUUUUUCUUGGCAGAUCAGCUUACUAGCCAGGUGCAAGCCUUCAGAAGUUUAGAAUUCUACAUCUGUUACUACGGGUGGGGUGACUUUAUACGAAGAUCGAAUACAUGCAAAGAGAGCAAAGUUUUUGAAGCCUUUUACUUUGUUGUUGCAAUUAUUCCAUAUUGGAUCCGUACUCUUCAGUGCCUCCGGCGCUUGAUCGAAGAGAAAAAUGUGAUGCAUGUGUUUAAUGGACUGAAGUACUUCUCAACGGUCAUUGCAGUUGCUAUGAGAACUGGCAAUGAUUUGAAUAUGGGGAUGACUUGGAGAAACUUGGCUGCUGUUAGUUCUGUUAUUGCAACAAUUUCAGGCACAUACUGGGAUAUAGUAUGCGAUUGGGGUCUUCUGCGACGAAACUCGAAAAAUCCAUGGUUGAGAGACAAACUAGUGAUAUCCAACAAAAGCGUUUACUUUGCAGCAAUUGUACUGAAUAUCUUGCUACGACUUGCUUGGAUGCAAUCCGUAUUAGGCUUUAGAGAAGCUCCAUUCAUCCAUAGGCAAGCCUUAAUUGCGAUCGUCGCCGUGUUGGAGAUUAUUCGACGAGGAAUCUGGAAUUUCUUCAGGUUGGAGAAUGAGCACCUAAACAAUGUGGGGAAAUACAGGGCAUUCGAUUCUGUUCCACUUCCUUUCGAUUACGACGAGAUGGUGUGAUGAGAACCCGCUUAUGAAGAUCAAAAAGAUACUGUCUUGACUCAUUUUUUCAUUCUUAUACAUGGGUUGGCUUGGUUUUCUUUGUAUUUUAGUUCAAAUGUAGAAACUAAAUUGUUGUCUCAUAAUAUUAAGAGAGGAAUAGGGUUAAUCUAGCAUGAUAAUCUGUAAAAAAGAGAAAAAAAAAGAGGUAUAAAGAUACUAUUUCUUCCAUACAAAUGGAGCAGUGUUUUCAAAGCCA
Molecule: messenger RNA, 3019 nt
Organism: Cucurbita maxima (winter squash)
Lineage: Eukaryota; Viridiplantae; Streptophyta; Magnoliopsida; Cucurbitales; Cucurbitaceae
Product: phosphate transporter PHO1 homolog 9-like
Exons: 13
Coding region: 463-2781 (772 amino acids)
Biological process (GO): cellular response to phosphate starvation; phosphate ion transport
Cellular component (GO): trans-Golgi network; plasma membrane; Golgi apparatus
Molecular function (GO): inositol hexakisphosphate binding
Source: RefSeq, a predicted model, not a curated record